Messenger RNA from Blastocystis hominis, 243 nucleotides. RefSeq lists its product as hypothetical. Lineage: Eukaryota; Bigyra; Opalinata; Blastocystidae. The record is from RefSeq and is a predicted model, not a curated record. The transcript has a single exon. The coding region runs from base 1 to 243 and encodes 80 amino acids.
AUGUCGAUGGAUGUAAACACAUCUCCGACCAAUUUUUCGAGGAACAACCUCGUGGCAGGAGACUUGGCUCUCCUGACUACCUCGAUUUGGUCGGAAGCUAUUUCCGGGAGAAAGGUAGAUAAUAAGGAGUUGGCUCGGAGUCACGAGCAAAUGAAAAAGGAGUAUAUCAAGGCAAUCAAGAGCACGAGAACGAAGGAAGAGCUCGAAGUAUUCUUUUUUGUGGUGUGCUUAUUUGUAGGGUAA